Spodoptera exigua (beet armyworm) is the source of this 3733-nucleotide messenger RNA. The record is from the annotation of a GenBank genome assembly. NCBI's taxonomy places the organism in Eukaryota, Metazoa, Arthropoda, Insecta, Lepidoptera, Noctuidae.
CGCGCUACCACCGAGCGUAUCGCUCGUCCGGCCGCGGAACCCGCGAAUAUACGUGAUGUACCGAACUAUACGAACACAAUAAUACCAAAUAAAUAACACAACAAGUGCUAAUAAGUGAUAAAAAACAUAUUAUAACAGUGAUAUCCCCACGGUAACCAGUCACCAUGGGUGCGAUGUUCAGGAGUGAGGAGAUGGUGCUGUGCCAGCUGUUCGUGCAGCCUGAAGCUGCAUACGUCUCCAUGUAUGAGCUUGGAGAGGCUGGAAUUGCUCAGUUCAGAGAUUUAAACCCACACGUGAACGACUUCCAGCGUCGCUACGUCAGUGAAGUUCGACGAUGCAGUGAGAUGGAGCGCAAGUUACGCUGGGUGGCUGGCGAGCUACCUGAGCCACCGCCUCCUCCGAAACCUGAACGCUGUAGCUUGAGCCCUCGAGAGAUCAACAUAUUGGAGGAAAGAAUCGACUUCAUAGAAUCAGAGAUACAGGAGAUAACAAGAAACGCAAGGAACUUGAAGAGCGACUAUUUAGCUCUUAUAGAACUUAGGACCUUGAUAGAGAAGAUGCAAACUUUUUUCCAAGACCAUAGCGCACAGCGGAAGAUUUCUGCUUCAGUACAAAUAUACAACAAUGACGCGGUAUUAGGACAUCUUGGCUUCAUAUCUGGAGUGGUGACCACGGCAAGGGUACCGGCCUUCGAGAAAAUGCUCUGGAGAAUAUCUCAUGGAAACAUCUUCUUCAAACAGGCUCAAAUUGAUGAGCCUUUGAAGGAUCCUAUCACGGGUCACGAGCUCCAGAAGACGGUUUUCGUCGUAUUCUUCCACGGGGAGCAGAUCAAGCUUCGUGUGAAAAAGGUCUGCCAUGGUUUCAAGGCCACGCUGUACCCGUGUCCUGCGACGUACAAAGACCAACUGGACAUGCUAGCUGGAGUGGGGACCAGGAUCAAGGAUUUGGAAAUGGUAUUGGAACAAACGGAGAAUCAUCGUCGACUGGUCCUUACAAACAUCGCUCGCGACAUAAGCACCUGGAUGGUGGCUGUCCGUAAGGAGAAGGCCAUUUAUCACACUUUGAACAUGUUUAGCAUGGAUAUCGUCAAGAAGUGCCUUAUUGCCGAGUGCUGGGUGCCGAGGAAAGACCUUACUGCCGUGCAAAAAGCGCUAGAGAAUGGAGUGAAAGCAAGUGGAAGUCCCAUCCCAUCGAUCUUACACUACGUACCAACCAAUGAAAUACCACCAACGUUCAAUAGGACAAAUAAGUUCACACGAGGUUUCCAGAACCUCAUUGAUUCCUAUGGAAUCGCCAGCUACAGAGAAGUUAACCCAGCUUUGUACACAAUCAUAACAUUCCCGUUCCUGUUUGCUGUGAUGUUCGGGGACGUCGGCCACGGGAUCAUCAUGACAGCCUUCGCAGCCAUACUAGUCAUCUACGAGAAGAGAUUUUUAAAAAUUAAGACGGACAACGAAAUAUGGAACAUAUUCUUUGGAGGACGAUACAUUAUACUACUGAUGGGGAUAUUUUCUAUAUACACCGGCCUGAUAUACAAUGACAUGUUUUCAAAAUCUUUGAACAUAUUUGGAACCAGUUGGCGGAAUGUGUACGAAGAUGGAGUUCUACGCAAUCAUACGAUGCUAGAAUUAGAUCCGAAGACAGCGUAUACACAGACACCUUAUCCGUUCGGUUUGGACCCAGCGUGGCAGUUCGCAUCCAACAACAUAAUAUUCCUUAAUUCAUUCAAGAUGAAACUGUCAAUUAUAUUCGGCGUGAUACAUAUGGCGUUCGGUGUAACUAUGAGUGUGGUAAACUUCAACUUCUUCAGGAAACCGGAGAUGAUAUUCCUGCAGUACAUACCACAGAUAUUGUUCCUACUGCUUUUGUUUUGGUAUCUUUGUUUGCUGAUGUUUAUGAAGUGGAUCAUGUAUUCGGCUGUUUCGGAAGAUCCAUCCCUUGGCACAUCGUGCGCCCCUUCAGUCCUAAUCAUCUUCAUCAAUAUGAUGCUCAUGAAGAGUUCUGAAGACAAGCCACCAUGUCGUGCAAUGAUGUACGCUGGCCAAAAUGAGGUGCAAAGGACGUUCUUGGCGAUUGCCUUCCUGUGUAUACCCAUCAUGCUCUUCGGGAAGCCGAUCUAUAAGGCGUUUUUGGCUAAGAAACGAAAGCAAUACCAACAAGGUGUAGAAACAGGUGAAGUCACGGAGAAGGAAGGUCACGAUGGUGGCUUGGCUGAAGAGUUGAUCACUCAGUGUAUCCAUACCAUUGAGUAUGUGCUGGGCGCUGUGUCUCAUACAGCGUCUUACUUACGACUGUGGGCCCUGUCUCUCGCUCAUGCACAGCUCUCCGCAGUACUAUGGCAGCGUGUGCUAGUGAUGGGCAUGGGCCCACCUGGCGUGACCUCUAUAAAGCUGUACAUCAUAUUCGCGGUGUGGGCCUUCUUCACGCUGGCCAUCCUGGUGCUCAUGGAGGGUCUGUCUGCCUUCCUGCAUACACUUCGGUUACAUUGGGUGGAAUUCAUGAGCAAGUUCUACGAAGGUCAAGGGUAUGCCUUCGCACCGUUCUCCUUUACUGAUAUCCUGGAGAACGAAGAAGAUGACCAUAAACCAGUCAUGGAGACCAAUGGAGGCCCACCCGAGUGACCAGAAGACUAAUUAGUGUAGAUAAGUAGCCAAUCAGAGCACCGAACAAGGUGUGCGGCUAUGCUGGUGAUGUUGAAACUAGGUGUAUGUCAGUCGCGUAACUAGACUUCUAAUGUGCACUGCAGUAAUUGUGUCUCUUUCGCCCACUGAAAGGGACAAAAGUAUAUUCUAAAAUAUAGUGCCUUCCCUUUCCCGCAAUGGUGCAUGAUCCAGCUCUGAUCUCUGAUCUAUGACGUAAUGGUUUUUACCUAAAUUUUUAAUUGGUGAUUGCUUUUCAAAUUCUCUGGCAAGGAAUUAUGAAUCUGUUCAAAUGUAACUUUUUGUAUUGUAAGGUCAAAUUAUUUCCUAACACUAGAUCGGCUCUCACGACUUAGAAGACUAGAAUGUGAGAUGAAGUUGAUGAAAUCAUUCCUCUGACAAUAAAAUUGCAUGAUAUAGUAAAAAUAAUGUGCAGCGAAAAUAAAUCGUAUUUUCUUAAAGAUAAGGAUAAUAUUCCAUUGUUUGGAGACAAAAUCUGAUCCUUAUCCUCACCCAACUUAAUAUUAUUCAAAAUAUUUAACUGUCAUUCAAAUUUGAACGUAUACUGUAGACAAUAAAAUUGAGAAUACGUUAACAAUUUACCAAAGUGCCUUAAGAAAAAUAUUUGAAUGUCGAACGAAUAUUUACAAUAUUAAAGAGGACAUUGAUCUUCAACGCGACUGACAUCUAUUUUCAGCGUUUAAAAUAAAUUCGCAAAUAUCAUUUUUACGUACAAACGAAAUCUUAGAUUACAUAGAUUUUAGGAAUUUGUAGUCUUUCUGAAUUUGUUGCUAGAUUUUUGAGAAUUAUAAGUAGGAUAAGAAAUUAAAAAAGUAUGACAGUACGAAAUUGACACGGCACAACACGAUUACGUAUUUGAAGAUAAAGCAAAAAUGUGAAACUGGAGAUCCAUAGUAACCAAAAUGUUUUUUUAAUGAUCUAAUACCUCCUAAUCCUAAUGAUUUAUACAAGAAUUAAAAUUCUUUUUCUUUUUCUGAAUGUUAAAGGGUCUGCUUGAACGCUACUAGUUCGGAAACAAGGCGCCAUUUUCAUUACACGCUUACAUCUCAUCAUUUCUACCUACACGCGCGCGC